Molecule: messenger RNA, 3303 nt
Organism: Dioscorea cayenensis subsp. rotundata (Guinea yam)
Lineage: Eukaryota; Viridiplantae; Streptophyta; Magnoliopsida; Dioscoreales; Dioscoreaceae
Product: probable chromatin-remodeling complex ATPase chain
Exons: 25
Coding region: 50-3247 (1065 amino acids)
Biological process (GO): regulation of transcription by RNA polymerase II; nucleosome organization
Cellular component (GO): chromatin; nucleus
Molecular function (GO): nucleosome binding; ATP-dependent chromatin remodeler activity; histone binding
Source: RefSeq, a predicted model, not a curated record
UGCUCUCUUGCUCUGGUUUUUUGGUUUUUGGGUUUGAAAUCUAGGAUUCAUGGAGAAACCCUCGGAAUCGGGGGUCACAUUCUCGUUUGAGGACCCAUCUGAUGGCUCCGGUGGUGGUUCGGAUGAGGAAAGGCCGGAGGAGGUGGAGGCUGAUGACGCGGCGGAACUUGAGGCUGUGACCAGGAACGCAGACCCUGAAGAGGUUGAGGUUGAUGAGGAGGACUCUCAGUCUAGCGAGGACGAUGAUGAGGCAUUGGAGGAAUCAUCAAACUCAGAAAUUGCGAAGAGGGAGAAAGCCAGACUCAAAGAAAUCCAGAAGCUGAAAAAGCAAAAAAUUCAAGAGAUUUUGGUUGCACAGAAUUCUGCAAUUGACGCUGACAUGAACAAGAAGGGGAAGGGCCGAUUGAAGUAUAUCUUGCAACAAGCUGAAAUUUUUGCUCAUUUUGCCAGUGGAAGCCAAACUGCAUCUGGGAAGAAGCCCAGAGGAAGGGGCCGCCAUGCCUCAAAACUAACUGAGGAGGAGGAAGAUGAAGAGUGCCUUAAGGAGGAGGAAGGUGGCUUUUCUGUUGGAGGAGGAACUUGGCUGGUGUCCCAACCAACAUGCAUACAGGGAAAAUUGAGGGAUUAUCAGUUGGCUGGAUUAAACUGGCUGAUACGUUUGUAUGAAAAUGGCAUCAAUGGGAUUCUUGCUGAUGAGAUGGGUCUUGGUAAAACACUUCAAACGAUCUCUUUACUAGGCUAUUUACAUGAAUUCAGAGGAAUUUCUGGUCCCCACAUGGUGGUUGCGCCAAAAUCUACUAUUGGCAAUUGGAUGAGGGAAAUUCGGCGAUUCUGUCCUGUGUUACGUGCUGUAAAGUUUCUAGGGAAUCCUGAUGAAAGGAACCAUAUAAGGGAAAGUUUGUUAGUGGCUGGGAAAUUUGAUGUGUGUGUGACUAGCUUUGAAAUGGCUAUUAAAGAGAGAACCACCUUAAGACGCUUUAGUUGGCGCUAUGUUAUUAUUGACGAGGCCCAUCGGAUAAAAAAUGAAAAUUCUCUCCUCUCAAAAACAAUGAGACUCUAUCGUGCAAACUAUCGUCUUCUUAUUACUGGCACACCUCUCCAGAAUAAUCUCCAUGAGCUGUGGUCACUUCUGAACUUUUUACUGCCGGAAAUUUUUAGUUCAGCUGAAAGUUUUGAUGAAUGGUUCCAAAUAUCAGGUGAAAAUGAUCAGCAAGAGGUUGUCCAACAGCUUCAUAAGGUACUUCGGCCAUUUCUUCUUCGAAGGCUGAAAUCUGAUGUUGAAAAAGGCUUACCACCAAAGAAGGAAACAAUUCUUAAAGUAGGGAUGUCCCAGUUGCAGAAACAGUAUUAUCGGGCUCUGCUUCAGAAAGAUUUGGAGGUGAUUAAUGCUGGUGGUGAACGCAAAUGUCUUCUCAAUAUAGCCAUGCAGUUACGUAAAUGCUGUAAUCAUCCAUAUUUGUUCGAAGGUGCAGAACCUGGCCCUCCUUACACCAGUGGAGAACAUCUAAUUACAACUGCAGGUAAAAUGGUACUUCUUGAUAAACUUCUCCCCAAGCUAAAAGAGCGGGACUCCAGAGUUCUAAUAUUUUCACAGAUGACAAGACUGUUGGAUAUCUUGGAAGACUACUUGAUGUUUCGAGGAUACCUGUAUUGCCGCAUUGAUGGGAACACAGAUGGGGAAGAUCGGGACACCUCCAUUGAGGCCUUCAAUCAGCCAGGGAGUGAUAAGUUCAUUUUCUUACUUUCUACCAGAGCUGGUGGGCUAGGGAUAAAUCUUGCUUCUGCAGACGUUGUCAUUCUCUAUGACAGUGAUUGGAACCCACAAGUUGAUCUGCAAGCACAGGAUCGUGCGCACAGGAUUGGCCAAAAGAAAGAAGUUCAAGUCUUCCGAUUUUGCACUGAGUACACAAUCGAGGAAAAAGUGAUUGAGAGUGCCUAUAAGAAGCUUGCGCUAGAUGCACUGGUGAUUCAACAAGGUCAAUUAUCAGAGCAUAAAACUGUUAAUAAGGAUGAAUUGUUACAAAUGGUGAAAUUUGGUGCUGAAAUGGUUUUUAGUUCUAAGGACAGUACAAUAACAGAUGAGGACAUUGACCGAAUCAUAGCUAAAGGAGAAGAAGCUACUGCAGAACUUGACGCAAAAAUGAUGAAAUUUACUGAAGAUGCCAUUAAAUUUAAAAUGGAUGACACUGGUGAAUUGUACGACUUUGACGAUGAGAAGGAUGAAAGCAGUUUCGAUUUUAAAAAAGUUGUUUGUGAGAACUGGGUUGAACCACCCAAAAGGGAAAGGAGACGCUAUUAUUUGGAGACUGAUUACUACAGCGAAACUGUGAAACAAGUAGGCUCAUCAAAAACAAAGGAACGCAAAAUGCCUCGCAUGCCUCAGAUGCAUGAUUUCCAGUUUUUUAACACUCAAAGACUAAGUGAGUUAUUUAAAAAGGAAGUAAGCUGUCAUCUGGGAACCUAUCAACGUAAGGAUGCAUCUGAUGGUGAUGAAUCUGGAGAUUUGGUGCAUUCAUUGACUGUGGAGGAACAGAAAGAAAAGGAACAGUUGUUGCAAGAGGGUUUUCCAACUUGGACAAGGAGAGACUUUAAUGCAUUUGUUCGAGCAUGUGAACAAUAUGGCCGGAAUGACAUAAAAAAUAUCUGUUCUGAAAUGGAGAAUAGAACAGAAGAGGAGAUCGAAAGAUAUGCUAAAGUUUUUAAAGAAAGAUACAAGGAACUGAAUGAUUAUGAUCGGAUAAUUAAAACAAUUGAAAAAGGAGAGGCGAGAAUAGCUAGAAGGGAUGAGAUAAUGCAAGCAAUUGGGCAAAAGAUGGCUCGUUACCAGGAUCCAUGGUCAGAAUUAAAGAUUCAGUAUGGCCAAAACAAAGGGAAGCUGUACAGUGAAGAAUGUGACCGUUUCAUGUUAUGUAUGAUUUCUGAACUUGGUUAUGGCAACUGGGAUGAACUAAAAUAUGCUUUACGUGAAUCUCCCUUAUUUCGGUUUGACUGGUAUGCAAAAUCCCGUACACCUCAAGAGCUGUCUAAGCGCUGUGAUACACUUAUUCGUUUGAUUGAGAAAGAAAAUCAAGAAGAAGAUGAACAGGAUAGAGGAGCUGGGAAUGAUAAGAACAAUGUCAAAGAUUCAAUGCGAAAAAGAUCAAAGUCAAAGGCAUCUUCUGCGGAAGCCUCUGCAACAGCUUCUAUCAGGAGGCGAAAGCAACCAACCAUGGAUGGUUCCCAAGGCUCAGGCCGUCGGAAGAGAUGAUUGAAUGAUGUUGUACCACCCUUCCAUUGUUCAAUGCCAUGCUUUUCAUAAAUUUA